GCUCUACAAUUACUUGAAUACCUCGUUAAACAUGGCGCUGAAAGAGUAGUUGACGAUGCUCGUGCACAUAUGCAAACUAUUAAGAUGAUGCGUAAUUUCGCCUAUAUUGAUGAUAAGGGAAAAGAUCAAGGUGUCAACGAACUUGCUGAAUUAUUAAGUGACGUCGAGAAAAUUAGGCAGGAAAGAAGAAAAGCGAAAGCAAAUAGAACUAAAUACACAGGUGUUAGCUCAGAUGCUAUUGGUUAUGGUGGUUCGUCAUCUCGUUAUGGAGGAUUUGGAAAUGACACUUUUUAUUAUAGUAAAUAUGAUGAACCAGACUCACAAUGGCAUGUCGAUUAUAGAGCAGAUAGAUCCUCUUUUAAUGAAGAGAGAAGAACCAGUACUAGUGCAUCUCGUCUUAGUCAAUCAUCCAAUAAAAAUAUAGUUGAACCGUCGACUGCGACAACUAAUUCAGAUGAACUUGCGACUGCAAAUACUGAAGUUAAUUUAUUCGAUUUUGAUGAUACUCCAACUAAUACUAAUCCUGCACUCCAGAAUGAUUUUGGCUCGAUGCAAACUGCAUUUAUUGACGAUGAUUUUCAAGAUUUUCAAAGUGCUCCACUCACAACUUCUUCACAAAGAUCUUCUAUCUCAAUGAAUUCAUCGAAUUUGGCCGGAUUUCAGUUUACUUCAGUACCAAAACCAAAUACACAACCUAUUAAUAAUGUUAAUGUGCCAAAAAACAAUGCAAAUGUACCUCAAGCUAACAAUAAUUUACUUGACGACUUACUUGGUCCUGUUUCACCAGUUACCACAACACCAAGCACAGCAUCAAAUUUAGUAAGUUUAGAUUCUUUGGGAAAGGAAUCCAAAACGACGAAGCAACCUGCAAAACCGUCUAUGAAUUCUCUUGCACAAGCCAAUUCUUCAUCAUGGGCAGUUAAAGGAACUUGGACUGGUGCACAGCCUUUGCAGCAGAAUUCUACGAACGGGUCUCAGAAACGUUAUGAUCCGUUUGAUUCGUUACUGUAA
This is a messenger RNA of Racocetra fulgida, 1011 nucleotides long. Lineage: Eukaryota; Fungi; Glomeromycota; Glomeromycetes; Diversisporales; Gigasporaceae. The record is from the annotation of a GenBank genome assembly.